Molecule: messenger RNA, 1614 nt
Organism: Bombus impatiens (common eastern bumble bee)
Lineage: Eukaryota; Metazoa; Arthropoda; Insecta; Hymenoptera; Apidae
Exons: 5
Coding region: 147-659 (170 amino acids)
Source: RefSeq, a predicted model, not a curated record
ACGUUUUGUACGAAGUGGUGAAAUAUAGAAAAAAAUCGAAUGGAGAAAUCGCAAUAGCCAUCGUCUAUCAAAGAACCAUCGAAUCGACGUGCGCGAGGCAUCAUAGACGUCGCUGGGAUCGAACGUGCCAGGACACAAGGGCGAUAAUGAUGAUGACGUCGGCGGUCAUUACCUCGGAAGCGUACCGCCCAUUUUGUUUCUUUCGCCACCGCGUUUUAAAAGAAGAUAGCAACGAACGACGAACGAGUCUUGGGCUGGAUCGGCCAAAGGGAUCAGUGGAAAUUGUACGCAAUGCUGGUAAUACUACGUUGACUGGUUAUGUUACGUUAGCUCCGGGUGAGUGUUAUCAGUACACCACAUAUACUGAGCGUUUUGGACGUAGGACAAUUGGAUGCUCCAUUACAGGUCUGCUCUAUACGAUUCAUACGUGUUCCAUGUUAUUGAAUUCCCUCACAAAUAUAAUAAGAAUCGUAUUUUGUUGGAUCUUGACACCAAGCGUGCCUGUAACCCAUCCUGACAGCAUCCUGAAGCAGGAGCUCCACGGAAAUUAUUUAUUCAUACUCGAUCUUCCGCGACUAACCACGCUUGCCGCAACCCUCGUGGUGAAACGUGCAGGGGUCGGAGGUUUAUCGAAACAGUUUCCAGUUGCUGCUCAAUAAUAUCGAACAUCGAACAGAAGCCACGAUAACGUGAAAAUUAGCACCUCGUCGUAGGAGCUUAAACCUAACGCGUUCUCUGGAUUUUUUUAGAUCCAAUUGUUAAUCAAUUUAUUAAAUUGGAGAAAAUUCAUACUACUUGAAAGAUAAACAAUUUCGUUGACACGAAAGUGAAAUUAAAAGAUAAAAAUUCGGGUAUCGUAAAAUAAAAUAGUAACUUUGAAAUUAUUAUCGACCAAUGUUUUAAAUCAGAAAAAUUCGACUGUGAAUGUGAAGCACUUGACUCGUUACUACUCUCAUUUUCCAAUUUAACGUAACGUAAUUGAACGAGAUUGUUAUCGAUGAAUCUACAUUUUAUCGGCAUGUACAUCGAUUUGGUAUACAAAAUGGGUACUAUUUGCAUGCGACAAACACGAGGAUACGUAUAAUCAGUCGGACGUUUCAUGAUGUUAUGUUAAACAAUUUUCUGGCAAAGCCAGUGCAUUUAGUCUAAGAUAUAUAUUGACAAAUGCGUGGAUAUUUCAGGUAAAUAUCGCAUUUUCCACGAGGCUAAACAACCAGCAUAUGCACGUUGCAAUUUCGUCAAUGUAUAUACCAACGACUGAAUCUGUUAGGCAAGGUCUCACCAACAAAUCCGUAUAUUUAUUUGUUGUGUCUGAUGCAAAACCCAUACGUUUUGCGUCCACCUUUUUUGAUCCGAUAAAUUAUAAGCUUGCGUUGCAGCGGAUUCCUGUCAGCUCCGUGACACGUUUGCCAAACCGGUGAUUGGUCAACGGGUAUCGGUUGGAAAUUACUCGUCACACUCGACGUCUGACCUUUUUCUCUCAUAGCCACUAGAUCCAUCAAAGAAAUCAUAUGAAUUUUAAUUUCUUCUCGAAUUUCAUAUCCAUUAACGUACAAAUUUUUCCUCCAUCUAGCAGUGAAACUGAUUAAAUAAAAAAAAAAAAAAACAAUUAAA